AGACCCAGUGGGUAUUAGAAGAGGGUUUCCUCUGGGAACAGAACAAAAGGCGCACACAACACAAUCUCAAUCGUCACAAAGUCUCAACCCAACCCAACCCAAAAGAAAAAUACAAAGAAGCCCUAGAAAUGUUUUAGAAGCAGUUUCUCACUCCCCCAAAUCCCAACCUCUUUUCUUUAUGAUUGUUUUGGAUAAUACUUUUGCUCAUACUCGAUUUUAAUUUCGCUUAUUUGUUUUUUUCUCUUUUGGAUAUUUUUUUCUGCUUCGGUGUUUUCAGGAAAUAAGGGAUAGGAGUAAUAAAAGAGAGUGCAUUGGUUUUCGUCGUUCGGUUCGCGCGACUCUAAUAUUCGAUGCCUCUUUGUUUCUUUUCCUCUCGCGCUCGCCUUUCUCUUCUCAAAUUAGGGUUUCCGUAAGCCAACGUCGUUCUCGAUUCUUCACAAACUAUCAUCAUUGUUCACUUCCCUUUCGUGACGGAAAUCUCUCGUCGAGGUUGUGGUUUUGACAGAAUUUGUGUGCGUUAGCUUUCUUUUCACGUGGAGUUAGGUUUACUGUGAUUUUAGGGGAAACCGUGUUGUUGCUUGAAUUGAUGGGUUGUUUGGUUCUCUGUUGGGCGAAUUGAAUUGCUGACUCCAGGUUUGGGAAGGUGAUUUGUGUUUGGACAUAAUGUCGUCGAAAUAUCAGAUUCUUGACAACCGGCCCAUUCAUCAGUGGAAGGUUACGGAGCUGAAAGAGGAGCUAAAGAGAAGGAAGCUAAGUAUUAAAGGUUUGAAGGAUGAUUUGGUCAAGCGAUUGGACGAAGCUGUUCGUCUUGAAAGGGAGGCUGCUGAGGCUUCCGAGAAGGAUGAGGCCAAUGGGUUUGAAGGUCAUGUAGAUGAUGGGGCAAAAGAUUCAGAGAAAGUUACUGUGAAUGCUGAAGUGGUUGGUACAAUUGAUGGGCAAGGUGUGAAAUCUUUUGAAACUGCUGGAAAGGGGAAUAGUGGUGUAGCUGAACCAAUUGAAACAGAAAACACAGGAAAGACUUCGGAUGUUGUGGAUAAUGACGGCAGUAAGAUUGACAAGCAGGAUGGUGCUGCCGUCCAAGUUGACAUUAAUAAUAGUUUGUCUGCUGUGGAUCAAGAAGUUGAACAUACGGGCUUGCCAGCCAGUGUUGAUUCUACAAAUGUGGGAGAGGAGGCAAUUGCUCAUGCUUCUACCAUGGAGACCACCAUUACAGUCACUGAGAAGGUACUAACAGAAGUAGUAGUCAGUGGUCAGGAUUCUUCUAGUGCAGAAAAGAAUAAUGAGGAUUCAGCAGCAAAGCUGGAGAAUGUAGAGUCAAAGGUGCAGGUGGAUAAUGAGGACACAAAGCCCCAACUGGAUUGUGAGAUAAAGCCCCUGUGCGAGGAUCUUGUGCCCGACUCUUCUGUUCCAGAAAACCAGGUAUCUGAGGUCAACCCUAGUUUAGGGUCUCAAGUAAAAUAUGAUUCUAUUUCUACUGAUUCUGUGUCAAUUAAUCAAAAGAAUGAACUAAAGGAUACUAUAAUUACUGAUAAUGUCAAAUUAGAACAAGAUAUUGUUAAGCCAGAGAUGGUGGAAGAACCAUCAUCCAGAAAUGAUGUACCUGUUUAUGAUGAAUCACAUUCAAUGGAUGUUGGAGGGCUGCAUGAGAAAAAGGCAUCUAUUGAAGAAAAUAACAAUAAUGUUUCAAGUCCAGACUUGAACAAGACCAAUAGCAGUGAUGAUGUGUGGUAUCCAGAAAAGUUGAACUUGGACAGAAGUUCUGGUGAUGAUUCCAUGGAAGAGGAUUUGCCUGAGACUAAGCAAAUUGAUUCUAAGUUUAAUGUUGAUCAACUUAGAGACAAAGUGGAGGGUAUUGAAGAGCCUAUUGUGAAGGAGGAAAGCAGUACUAUAGUUGUGGGAGAUGGUGGAUAUGCAGGAAGAAGUCAUACCCACCAAGAUCUUGACAUGAGUCCUGCUGCCAUGACUGCUGAGAAACGAAAAUUUCAUGAACAAGGAUCAGUUGGGAACAAUGAGCCUGCCAAAAGGCAACGCAGGUGGAACAUUGAAACAGUUAAAGGUUCAGAUCCACAAAGCACUACUCCCAGGCCUGCUAAUACACCCAAGGAUGAGCCAGUUGCUCUGAAACGCAACUUCUCUAGGUCUGAUUCCUUUGCAACCGAUGAUGCACCUAAAGAACGUAUUGUUCCAUCGUCACAAAGGUCCCCCACUAAUUCCCUCAGGAUUGAUCGUUUCCUCCGUCCAUUUACCCUAAAAGCAGUGCAAGAACUUCUUGGUAAGACUGGGAAUGUCAACAAUUUCUGGAUGGACCAAAUAAAGACUCAUUGCUAUGUCACUUACUCAUCCAUUGAAGAAGCCAUUGAGACAAGAAAUGCUGUGUAUAAUUUGCAAUGGCCGCCAAAUGGUGGGCGUCUCUUAGUUGCUGAGUUUGUUGACCCUGAAGAAGUGAAACUGAAAUUAGAAGCUCCUCCCACUCAGGCUGCCUCUGUCAGCAAUGUUCCAACAGUUCCUCCCACACCACCCUCCUCACAGCCAGAGCCUUCCCCCCGUCCACACAAGGAGCAGCAUCCAGUUCCAGCUACUCUCCCACCUCCACCACCAUUGUCAAAACCCCCACCACUUGCAAGAGACCGGCUUCCAUCCCCACCGCCACUUCCUGAAAAAGUUGACCCACCUAUUGUCACUCUGGAUGAUCUUUUCCGCAAAACCACGGCAACUCCUCGGAUCUACUAUUUACCUUUGUCUGAAGAGCAAGUUGCGGCUAAACUGGCGGCACAGGGUAAAAGCACGAGGCAGUAGGCAAUUCUUCCCUGGCAGCUUUUACUGAUUGUUAUUUUUGGUCAUCGUGCUGGUUAGUGGUAUGGAAGUAUUGCGAAUGCAUAUUGGCAGGUCUGUUGGUGUUUGCCUUAGGAAGAAAUUGUCAUUGCCAAUGCAUCUUGAGACUUAAAUUUAUUUAGUUUUAGAUCAUGAACUAAGAGCUACAUGGGUUGAUAGAUUUUGCCAAAUGUUUGAACUAGGCUAAGUGAAUCUUUACAAGAAACAUCUUCAACUUUUAUGAAAAAAAUUGACAUUAGAUUAUGUUUCUUGUUUGCCUUGGAACUGAAUUGAUGAAUCGUGGGGCUAAUGGUACUUUGCUUUUCCUUGAUAUUCGUUUUUUUUUGUUGGAUAUCAAAGCAAUUUGUUUAUGGGUUAUAUUUCACACGAUAAGUUUUUACAAAUUUUUUUCAUCUCAUCACUCUUUACCCUUUCAGUUUCUCGUAGUUGUAACUUAAGUUGUCCAAUUUUUUUGGGUACAAAUAGCAUUUUUCUUUAUUUACCAUUCUUGACCUUCAUGAUUGGUAUAAAAACAUCAGAAGAUACAUGGUGCGAAUAGAUACAUGGUUAUAUAUACACUAACUAAUAUAGCUAUGUUU
Abrus precatorius (Indian licorice) is the source of this 3410-nucleotide messenger RNA. RefSeq names its product actin cytoskeleton-regulatory complex protein PAN1-like. The record is from RefSeq and is a predicted model, not a curated record. The transcript is spliced from 5 exons. Lineage: Eukaryota; Viridiplantae; Streptophyta; Magnoliopsida; Fabales; Fabaceae. The coding region runs from base 664 to 2796 and encodes 710 amino acids. Gene Ontology annotation, molecular function: nucleic acid binding.